AUGUCACAGGUCAAGGCUACCACUGAAAGCGUCACCCUAGAACCAUACACCAUCUAUACCACACGCCAAAGAACACUCAUCGUUGCUAUUGUUUCGACGGCCGCCACGCUGUCCGGCUUUGCCUCAAACAUCUAUUUCCCCAGUCUUCCACAAAUCGCAAAAGACCUAUCUGUCAGUACUAAUCUGGUCAACCUCACGGUAACCUGUUAUAUGAUCUUCCAGGGUCUGUCCCCGACCAUCUGGGGAGCCGUGGCCGAUGCUUUGGGACGCCGCGUGACGUACUGUUGUACCCUGGUUGUCUUUCUCGGGGCUUGUAUCGGUCUUGCCGAGACAAAAGAUUUCGCGACGCUCAUGGUUCUUCGCUGUGUUCAAAGCACUGGAAGCGCCAGUACUAUCGCCUUGGGAGCAGGUGUGAUUGGUGACAUCACGAAGAGAGAAGAAAGGGGAGGCUAUAUGGGCUUCUUUCAAGGUGGACUGUUGAUGCCAGUCGCAAUCGGACCAGUCAUUGGUGGGGUUCUCGCGGGAAAGUUGGGAUGGAAUGCUGUCUUCUGGUUCCUCACGAUAUAUGGGGGUGUCUGCCUGACUAUUGUCGCUCUCCUCCUGCCUGAAACCCUCAGAACGAUUUCUGGCAACGGAUCACUGAGAGUCAAGGGCAUUUCACAGUCAUUUCUCGGUGCCUACCAGCGUGGAAGGUAUCUACGAACCCAGCCGCAGCUUUCAGAACCACAAACAGACCCGGGAUCACGCAAGGCCAUCGAUCUGUGGGGCGCGGUGAGAAUCCUAUUCCGCCUAAAGACGUUCGGCGCAAUUUUGCUUGUGGCCGUACAUUAUACAGUCUGGCAGAGCGUCCUCACUGCAUUAUCGACGAUUGUAAGAGACACAUACCAAACCACUGAAACUCAGAUUGGAUUGAUUUUCCUCGCCAACGGCAUCGGAUCAAUCGGUGGGACGCUCUCCAUAGGCAGACUCCUCGAUUAUGAUUACCAAAAAAUGGCACGAAAGUAUGUUGGGAAUGAGCAAGAUCUUCCAAUCGAGAAGGCCCGGCUCAGGACAGCCUGGAUAUGGAGCGCCUUGGAGUGCGUCUCUGUCUUAGUUUUCGGGUGGACAGUCGAUCAUGGGGUUCAUAUCUCAGUCCCGAUAAUUUGCCUCUUCGUACUCGGUUGGGCAGCCAUUUCGAUACAGAGCUCCGUCUCGACAUACCUGGUAGACAUUCAUCACAGCCAAAGCGCAUCAGCGUCGGCUUCUCUCAACCUUAUGCGUUGCCUCAUGGGAGCCGGAGGCUCAGCAGUUGUUGGGCCACUCAUCGGGAGGAUUAACGUUGGCUGGACUUUUACGCUGAUGGCUGGGGUGAUGGUAUUGUUGAGCGCCGCUAUUCUUAUCCCAACGAUGUUCGAGAUUGAUUUUCACCGGCGACAGAGUGAGGAUGUCCAAGAUCAGGAGCUUGUUGCUUGA
Exophiala spinifera is the source of this 1452-nucleotide messenger RNA. RefSeq lists its product as uncharacterized. The record is from RefSeq and is a predicted model, not a curated record. Gene Ontology annotation, molecular function: transmembrane transporter activity. Gene Ontology annotation, biological process: transmembrane transport. The transcript has a single exon. NCBI's taxonomy places the organism in Eukaryota, Fungi, Ascomycota, Eurotiomycetes, Chaetothyriales, Herpotrichiellaceae. Bases 1 to 1452 code for a protein of 483 amino acids.